AUGGCAGGUAGUAAUGGUUUUGGGUUUUGUCUAGCCGCUGGAGUUCUAUGCUUUUUAAUUGCUUUCCUCACUUUGCCAAUUUUGGCGUUAAAACCAAGAAAAUUCGCUGUUCUUUACACUGUGGGUAGUUUAUUAAUAAUAUCAAGCUUUGCUUUAUUACAUGGACCAAUGACACAUCUUAAACAUAUUUUAUCCCGUGAGCGUCUUCCUUUCACCGUUGCUUACUUAGGAUCAUUAAUAGCAACAUUAUAUUUUGUGAUCGUAGUAACUAAAAAGCACGCUACUCACUCUGAUAUUUACUAUUAUACAAGUUAUAGCACUCAUAUG
Funneliformis mosseae is the source of this 327-nucleotide messenger RNA. The record is from the annotation of a GenBank genome assembly. NCBI's taxonomy places the organism in Eukaryota, Fungi, Glomeromycota, Glomeromycetes, Glomerales, Glomeraceae.